Molecule: messenger RNA, 393 nt
Organism: Parnassius apollo (apollo)
Lineage: Eukaryota; Metazoa; Arthropoda; Insecta; Lepidoptera; Papilionidae
Source: the annotation of a GenBank genome assembly
AUGAUCAAAUACUUUUGUGUGAAAACCCUGAAUCAAGAUAAGGAAGAAGCUGUUUUAUCGGGGUCAGUUAUAGAACAAGCUGAGGAUGAACCGGGUGUUUUUAUAGAAGAUUUUCACGCAGUAGGUGACGUAGGGAACUCUAGUAGCGAUGAUAGUAUAACCACUCAAUCUUUGACAUAUUUCCCACCUAGAUCAACUAAGAAGAAAGUUGUGAUGAUUUUGUACACACUUCAUGAUACUUCGGACAAAAACAAUGAAGUGGAGCUUUCAAAAAUUAUUGAUUAUCAUAAUAAAACAAAUGGAGGUGUCAACGUUUUUGAUGCAAUGUCCAAAAAAUACUCCGUCUUAAGAAAAACUAAACUCUGUCACAUGUGCAUUUUUAUGGGUAAUUAA